AUGAAGCGAGUCACCCUUCAAGCCCCUGGCUCCAGGCUGCAGCGCCCAGUCUGCCAAUUCUGCCAAUUCUCCAACGCUGCCCAACGCCGUGCGCUACCCAUCGCCCGAUCCCCAAUCGCUUCCGGAAGUCGCGCUUCGACUCGCGGUCUUGCGCUGCAGUCACAAAGGCGUAGCGUGCGGCCAACUACCAGAGCGCCACUAUUAUCCACGCACCGCUAUGCUUCCAUGUCAUCCACUCGAGAAGUAGCCAUCGAGGAGGUUGUACAGGCAGCAGAGGCCAUGCGUAAUGCAGACCGAGUCCCCGCCAACGAAACAGUGACAAAGUUGCUUGCGAAAUGCGAGAAUAUCGCACAGUCUCUUGUUCUGAGUGAGCAUGACCAACCGGAAAAGACCCCGACGAAUGACGAAGGAAAUGCGAUCUCGUCACUACUGGAUUUGGAAGAGAAGAAGGGACAGGUUGCUAGAGACGGCACCUCAAUUCCAGACCCACGUCUCGCUGAUGAACUCUCGCGCAUUGCUACAGAAAUAGUGAAGGACGAGAAGGUCUUUAUCAAUGAAGAGGCGCUGGAAAGCUACACCAAGACACAAACGCUGCUGCGACGGGCAGAGCAUUUCCCCGAGGUCUUCCACCUCUUCGCCAACAAGCCUGUGCCCGAGGAGAACAGUGCACCCCCGAAAUUCCUCAAGGCGAGCCCCAAGAGCGUCAACAGUGCAAUCCCUGCAGACCUGGCAAAUAUGGCCCUAGAUGUGGCUAUUUCGCAAAAGAAUCUUUCUCUGGUCUUGGCCAUCAUCGACAACACCUUCUGCGCACCCGCUUUCCACCGUGCUAAGGUAUUCAAGAAGGCCGGUGUUCCUUUGGGUGGACUGGCCGCGGCCCCUAUGGCAUGUUACGCUCUCGCCUCAUGGGCAGCCACAAUUCAGAAUACUAUGGACCCUAGCACCGCAACAGGAAUUGCCUUUGCUGCGUCCUUGGCAUAUGUUGGUGGGACGUCUUCCAUGGGAAUUUUGGCAAUCACUACCGCCAACGAUCAGAUGGAGCGUGUGACCUGGUUGUCAGGCAUUCCCUUGCGUCAGCGCUGGCUACGGGAGGAGGAGCGCGCUGCUAUGGAUAAAGUUGCUGUCGCAUGGGGCUUCAAGGACCCCUACAUGCGUGGUGAGGAAGUAGGAGAGGAAUGGGAAAGUCUGCGCGAGUUUAUCGGUAUGCGUGGUAUGAUAUUGGAUAAGACUGAGUUGAUGGCGGGCAUGGAAUAG
This is a messenger RNA of Penicillium argentinense, 1251 nucleotides long. RefSeq lists its product as uncharacterized. The coding region runs from base 1 to 1251 and encodes 416 amino acids. The transcript has a single exon. NCBI's taxonomy places the organism in Eukaryota, Fungi, Ascomycota, Eurotiomycetes, Eurotiales, Aspergillaceae. The record is from RefSeq and is a predicted model, not a curated record.